AUGCCGCUAUUUAUUUUUAAUCCGUUCCGUACGUCGACCGAGUGGCCAGUCGAAGCACGACGAUCCCGUAUCGCCCAAGCUUUUCGCCGCCUGUUGGUAUUCCGGAGCUUGGACUGGAAUGGCGCUGUGAAGAUUAAUAGCGAGCAACUAAAUCAUUUAGGCUUCGCGGAUGAAAUAUUUCUCAUUGCCAACAGCAAUCACGACGUAAGUGAAGUGCGGCUGGGGCUUAACGCAAAUAAGUCCGAAAAUUAA
Gongylonema pulchrum is the source of this 252-nucleotide messenger RNA. The record is from the annotation of a GenBank genome assembly. Lineage: Eukaryota; Metazoa; Nematoda; Chromadorea; Rhabditida; Gongylonematidae.